GCGGUGGAAGCGCUGGGGCGGGUGGCGCGGCUGGCCUCGCUCUGCCGGACCCUGCGGCGGCGGGAGGCCGAGGGGGACGAGGCGGGCUGGGCCCCGGCGCGGGAGGAGGCGGAGGAGGCGCGGCGGGAGCUGCGGGAGGUCGUGCGGCCCCUGAGGGAGCCCGGCUACCGGGAGGCCCUGCGGAGGAAGGCCGAGAGGGCGAGGAAGAGGAGGCUGCGCCUGCAGCGGAGGAAGCAAGAAGCCAAGGCAGCCAGGGAGGAGGAGGCGGCCCGGGCCGCCGAGCGGGAGGCCAAGAUCGACCAGUGGAGAGCCAAGUGCAUCCAGGAGGUGGAGGAGAAGAACCGGGAACAAGAACUUAAGGCUGCUGCAGACAGCGUCUUAUCUGAAGUACGGAAGAAACAAGCGGACACAAAGAGGAUGGUGGACAUCCUGCGCGCAUUAGAAAAGCUUCGCAAACUGAGAAAAGAGGCCGCUGGCAGGAAAGGUGUUUGUCCACCCCCCUCAGCAGACGAAGCAUUUGAAAAUCAGGUGGAGAGUCUCAAAACGUUGCUGAAAAAUCGCACAGAGCUGUAUGAAGCUGAGGAGAGAGCCUUAAGAGUUAUGUUGGAGGGAGAACAGGAGGAGGAAAGGAAGAGAGAAAUGGAAAAGAAACAGAAGAAGGAAAGGGAAAAACUACUACAGCAGAAACUCGAAAUUGAUUCCAAGCUGUUUGGAGAUCCAGAUGAAUUUCCUCUAGCCCACCUAUUGCAGCCCUUCAGAGAGUAUUACUUACAAGCUGAGCAUUCUGUAGCAGCUCUAAUCCAGAUCAGGCAUGAAUGGGAUCAGUACUUGGUGCCAGCUGAUCACCCUGAAGGAAGCUGCAUCCCUCCAGGAUGGGUUCUUCCGAGUCUCCCCACAAAUGACACUUGGGCCACUGCUGUCAGAUAAUUUAGUAAUAAAUUAUUUUAACAUUGGAGGAAUGUUUCAUUAUAAUUGCGCAUGUAAACAUGAGAGGGUCUGAGGAGGAAGUCUCAUCCUCUGUUUUGGUAGCCAGGUACUGUAGUGUCUUGAAGAAAAGCGUAAGAACUGUUUUUGCCGUCUGACUCUGCAGGGAAAUACCUGAGCAAGCCCAAAGCUGCUAGGGCUCUUGUGGCCUACAGUCCCGCUGCGAGUUUUGUUAACGCAUCUCAAUCUUAAUAAAGAAACAUUGCUGACAAGGGUAUUUGUGCCAGUAUUAACAUCCUAUUUUUAGUGGCUUUUAUCUUUAUAAGCCUAAAUCCAGAUGAUGAAAUCUCCAGAUAUCAAGAAGUUUAUCAAAAAUAAAUGAGAUAACUAGUAAACAUGUUUUUCUUCUUAAAUGAAGCAUGUCAGGCAUUACUGUCAAAAUAGUUCCUGUAUUUUUGUGUGUAGAAACGAACCUACUGCAAGUUUAAACAAAUCUGAAGUACAAACAAGACAGGAUUUUUCAAGGUUGAUUAAAGCAGCUGUUGACAUUUUACUUUUGUGGACUAAAACUGGUACCACAACAUGGAAAAAAUUCCCAGUUGUGGUGAAAUAGGUCAGACAGCCAUGUGAAUAUAUAUAAAUUUGAUGAAUAAGCCUGCUGGAAAAAAACAAUAAAACCUGAAGUCUAACCUACUGUACUUGUUUUUGCCUAUAUAGCUAUUUUUGUAUAGGGACGGAU
Messenger RNA from Haliaeetus leucocephalus (bald eagle), 1663 nucleotides. RefSeq names its product programmed cell death 7 (gene PDCD7). Lineage: Eukaryota; Metazoa; Chordata; Aves; Accipitriformes; Accipitridae. The record is from RefSeq and is a predicted model, not a curated record. The transcript is spliced from 5 exons. The annotation marks the transcript as partial.